This is a messenger RNA of Aricia agestis (brown argus), 501 nucleotides long. Its product is annotated as NADH dehydrogenase [ubiquinone] 1 alpha subcomplex subunit 6-like. Gene Ontology annotation, biological process: response to oxidative stress. Bases 53 to 424 code for a protein of 123 amino acids. The record is from RefSeq and is a predicted model, not a curated record. The transcript is spliced from 3 exons. NCBI's taxonomy places the organism in Eukaryota, Metazoa, Arthropoda, Insecta, Lepidoptera, Lycaenidae.
UUUGAAUCUUCAGGAGAUAUUUUGGGCAAAAAAGUUUAUAAUUAAUAUUUCAAUGUCCGGCAAUUCGUUGAAGACCACUUGCAAAGUUGUGCGACCUCUAAUGUCCUUAGAUCACUGCGAUGCUCGUCGUCGUGUUAUGGGCUUGUACAGAGCAUACUUCAGAUACAUACCGCAUUUGCUGCAACAAUUCGACAUACCGAAGAAUGAAUGCGAGUGCAAGUGUAAACUGAGGGAAUAUUUCUACAAGCACGCCGACGUCACAGACAUCAGGGUGAUAGACAUGCUGAUUAUAAAGGGCUACAUUAACCUAAAAGAAAUGACAAACAACUGGCAACAGAAAGGGCACGUGAUGGCUCACUGGAACCCCACGCAUGUGCCCAAGCCGCAAGAUUUUAUGGGAAAAUUCUUGGAAGGACUAGACUAAAACAAAUCAAAACAAACAAUAUUCUACUGUUUUAUUAAUAAUGUAACUUAUGUUAACGUUUUUAACUGGUUACACUG